ACACUCCGCGCGGUAAAGUCGUCUCGGUAGGACUCCCUGAGUUUAGUCGGCUCGUGGAAGUGGACUUGGCAGGUUCUCGUCCUCGUCGUGAGCUUUGCAGUACCUCGCCUUGUCCAGAUCCAGAUCCAGAUCCAGAUCCAGAUCCAGAUCGAGAUCGCGAUCGGCAUUGGGACCCUCAAAGUUAUUACACGCGUGUAUAGUCAAUAUACAUACGCGCAUAUAUAUAUAUAUAUAUAUAUAUAUAUAUAUAUAUAUAUAUAUAUAUAUAUGUAUGAAAAGAAAUAUAUAUAUAUAUACGCUUCGGGCAAGGGUCAUUCUAAUUUUCACCAUAAAAAUUAAUUACCAUGUUCGGUCGCUGUUCGGAUUUUCAAAUCAUAACACUCAAUCGAAUUGCAGAUACUACUUACGCUCGUUCUAUCUCGGUAAACGGACUCUGUGAUGUUUGUGAAAUUAUUCUAGUGUCUAUGAUGUGAAUACCGUGCAGGGAUUUACUUACGCGAAGGUGUAAUACGACGUAUACGAGGACUCGAGCAAGGUGUGCGAAAAGAAUUGAUCGACACUCCGAGAGUCGAGGAUUCGGACCGAUUUCGGCGUGUAGCUUAACAGAGUUAUACUCUUUAAAUUGGGUUUCGUUAUUCGGUUGGUAAGAAAUCAUAAAUCCAAGAUUCCGGAAAAAGUAGAAGUCAAAUCUGGAUCAACAAGUCGAAGCCACCGUCGAAAAUGUCGAACUCUACUAUCACGGUGCGAGUGUACGCCUUUAACCAUUUUUGGCAAGGCUGAUACACUUAAAAUCGUUGUUAGUGGUACAAAAAAAUCAUUGCGAAAAGUCACACCGUAUUCUAAGAUUAAGAUUAUUCGAACAGCGAGAAUUUUUCGAACGUUUUCGUUCUAGUUGCUUCCCUUUUGGACGCUCUCCAAUUCUCGCUGCACUGUCGUAGAUGUAUUCGAAACAAAGCUUUGAACAUCAAAUCCACCCGAUAUUACACUGCCAUUAAUAAUAUCACAGAACCAGUGCCAUUUUACAACUGCCACUAAUUUUAUAGUUCGCGUUAAAUAAGCUGCUCCUGUUGGUGCAGUAUUGUUACAGACAAACGAACGAUAUUUACGUACAGUCAUAAAAUACAAUACGUGAAGUAGCUCGAUCUUUCGAAAUCGAAAUAAAAAGUAUUUAAACCGAAAUUAUCUGACAAUCGUGUUUGUUACGCUGAUGGAACAAUCCUGAACACUUCGAAUCAGUGAAUUAUUCGUCGAGUGUUGAUACCUUCCCUAAAAGUGUUUUGAAGUUUUCGAACAAUCGGCGCGAAUUUCGAUAACGAAAAAACGUUACGAUGUCGCGUUUUGUGGGACGCGCUGCAACCGCGGCGGCAUGCGUCGCUAUCGUGCUAUUGGUCGUUCUCCUCGUGAUUCUUUGGACCGGUGUCCGUUUCGGUACCAUUUCUGGACCGUCCAAUCACCGCGACCUUCUCAACGAAACGGUCACACCUCAAGGCCGCGAGUUGUACAAGGAAUCGGACCGACCACCGGAAAUCGUCACUGGAGCUUCCAUCGCCUUCGAUCGACCGCAGCACCGCUUUGGCGUGAAACCAAAGACUUCCGCGGAGGCCGAAGACUUGAACGACAAAGAUGGCCAGCAAUCAGUUGAGGGCAUCGAAGGCUACGGACAACAAUUUAAAAACCUAACUGCUGCGGUACACAAUGUGGAGAUGGUCGUACCGAAGAAGAUUCAUUGGAAUAUUUACGAAGACCCAGAGGAAAGCAAUACGGCGACCAGACAUCAUACUGGACAUUUCAGACACUCAACAGCCGAAGUGUGGGAUCCACAUCCACAGUACGAGUUCAAAGCAUUUGGAAAAGACUUUCACCUUCUGCUGUCACAGGACACGAGUUUCAUUUCGCCCGACAUCACGGUAACGCACGUGGGUGAAAACACAACGAGACGAGAACAGCUUGGACACCAAAUCGGAUGUUUUUACAGUGGUACCGUACAGGGCGAUCCAAAAUCGAUUGUUUCCGUCAGCUUGUGCCACGGAAUGAGCGGGCACAUCCGCACAUCGACCGGAAGUUACCUCAUCGAGCCGGCGGAUCGUCAGACGGCUGGACGAGGAUUGACGGACAAACCUGUCCUCCAUCAGAUCUACCUCGCUUCUGCAACGCGCUCCAAUUCUAACAGCGUAAAUCUACCGGACGACAGGGCAGGAGAGAACGAUUGUGUCCUCAUUGAUAACAUCGACGACGAGGCGCCGGCACUUUUGAUCGACGAUACUUCCGGCCCGAAGAUUUACGUCGGCGAGCAUCCCAGGCGGGAAAGACGUUCUAUAUACCGAAAUUCUCACGCCGAAGAAUCCAGAGAGGAUUACUACACUGACAGUGACGAUUUUGGGAGGGAUGAUGUCAGCGAGUUCGUCAGACACGGCGAUCAGCGGCAAUUCUUGGGGCAAUAUCAGCGGCCCCGUAACAGGUACUUUCCUAACGAACGUCGAAUAAAUCCUCUGCAGAAAUAUCAAAACUACGAAAUCGAGGAUCCUUUUAGUUCUUGGAGACCACGGCGAGCUCUUCCUCAGGAGUAUUUCAUCGAAAUAAUGGUCGUUGCCGAUGCGAAGAUGGCCGAAUACCACGGGGAAGGACUACAGAACUACAUUCUCAUCCUGAUGAGCACCGUAUCACUUAUCUACAAGGAUCCUUCGAUCGGGAAUGCGAUCAGCAUUGUUGUCGUGAAGAUAAAGAACACCACCGAAACCUUCGGUACUAAACAAAUAAACAAUGGAGGAAUACCUGCUAAUGAAAUGCUGAACACAUUCUGUUUGUGGCAAAAGCAUAACAACAAUCCCGAUGAAACAUCUCCGGAACAUUACGAUGCUGCACUUCUUCUCACAAGGGAAAACCUGUGUCACAACACACAAGAACAAAGAUGCGAUACACUCGGAUUGGCGCAAUUGGGAAAAAUGUGCAACCCGCGAUCAUCUUGCGCAAUUGUGCAGGACAAUGGAUUGGCAGCAGCGUUUACCAUCGCUCAUGAAAUUGGCCACGUAUUAAGCAUGCCGCACGACGAUGAUAAGAACUGCCGGAAAUAUCGCGGCAACACGAGAAUUCACAACGUCAUGUCGAGAAUGCUGGACGACAACACAUUCCCAUGGGAAUGGUCAAACUGUUCCCGUCACUACGUCACCGACUACUUAGACUCUGGAUACGGAAAUUGCUUGCUGGAUGAACCGAGUGCCACCACAAUUCCACGCACUCAACGAUUGCCUGGGGAAGAUUAUUCCGAGAAUAAACAAUGCGAAUUAGUUUUUGGCGUGGGCUCUAAGAUAUGCCCGUUCAUGGCAGUGUGCAGGAGACUGUGGUGCACCGCGCCAGUCUGGGAUCCAGCACAAUCGUGCCAUACACAGCACAUGCCAUGGGCUGAUGGGACCGCUUGUGCCUACGGAAAGUGGUGCCACCGUGGAGAGUGCGUGUCUCGGAAGCAUCUCAAGCCGGUCGAUGGACAAUGGGGACCAUGGGGAGAUUACGGAGAAUGUUCACGAACAUGUGGUGGAGGUAUCAAGAAAAAAUAUCGCGAAUGCAACAAUCCGCUUCCACAAAACGGUGGAAAUUACUGCAUCGGCACCAGGGUGAAGUACCGCAGUUGCGGAACGAAAGAUUGUCCAUCCGACAGUAAAGAUUUCAGAGAAGAACAGUGUUCGAAAUUCAACAACAACAACAUGAAUAUUCGCAACCUAGCAAGAAAUGUCAAAUGGCAUGCAAAAUACAACAGAAUCUUACCCAACGAUCGUUGCAAAUUGUACUGCGAGGUAGAAAGUAAUCAGUAUUACAUGUUACGUGACAAAGUGAUUGAUGGAACGCCCUGCGGUCUUGAUACUUUCGACAUUUGUGUGAACGGUCGCUGCAAAGCGGCCGGCUGUGAUCACAUAUUGAAUUCAUCCGCCGAAUUGGAUACUUGCGGGGUUUGCAAAGGAGAUAAUUCAACCUGCCAAAGGAUCACAGGUUCAUACAAUAUCAGCCGUUACGGAUAUACCAGAGUGACCAAAAUACCUGCUGGGAGUAGUUACAUCGACAUAAGACAGCACGGAUGGCGAGGAUCGAACAACGACAGCAAUUACCUUGCGCUAAAAAAUGGUGAAACCGGAGAGAAUAUUUUGAACGGAAAAUACAUGGUGGCCCAUCGUAAAGUAAUCAUACAACCUGGGAUUACUAUCGAAUACAGCGGACCCGAAUCCGUGAUUGAACGUCUAAACAGCUCCCGGCCUAUUGCAUUCGACCUAAUUUUAGAGAUUUUGUCGGUUGGAAGUUUGUACCCACCACAAAUAUCGUACGAAUAUACGGUUCCGAAGAAUAUUCUCACCAGCUACACUUGGGUGCUGAGCGAUUGGACGUCUUGUAAUCGCGUCUGCCAAGGCACGAUGCGUCGCACACCGGAAUGUCGCAGUACCGAAAACAAGGAUGUUCUUCCGGAUGACUAUUGCAGAGCGGAGAGCAAGCCGUCCGAAGAAAAUCAGCCAUGCAACAUGCAUUGUACCGUCAGGUGGAUCGUCAUCAGCGAAUCUGAGUGCUCCAGUCAUUGCGGCCCAGGCACACGGACCGUUAUCUCUCAGUGCAUGUAUCAAUUUUCUGCCGGCACAAGGCCGAUAUCUGAACACGCUUGUGUUCAUCUUGCGAGGCCAGCCAGCCGAGAGGUUUGCAUAGGACCAUGCGACGAGGCUCAUUGGCUAUAUGGACAGUGGGGACACUGCAGCAAGACGUGUGGUGGUGGAAUACAAUUCCGCACAGCUACUUGUGUCGAUUCGAACAAUUAUCCGGUACCCGAAAGCAAAUGUGACUCUGAAAAUAAGGUGUUACAGCAAAUCUGUGAGCAGGGUGCAUGUCCAAAAUGGACUCUUGCGUUAGACUGGACGCCGUGCUCAGUCACAUGUGGCAAUGGUACACAAGAACAACCUUACUGGUGUCAGAUAGAAAAUCGUGUUAUAUCAGCCACAUAUUGCACCGAUCCGAGGCCCGUAUCCUCAAGAAUAUGCGAUAUGGGACCAUGUUUCAAAUGGCAUUCCAGCGAAUGGAGUCCGUGUUCCGUGAGCUGUGGGGAGGGAGUGUUGCGACGAGAAAUUACUUGCAGAAAUGUCAACGGCACUCCAAGUUCAGAAUGCGAUACUUUGCACGCACCACCGAGGACGAGAUUAUGCAAGCAUCAGCCUUGUCCUAUCCAGGUGAUAUCGACUACCCCAAUAACGUACGCUGCUGACUCUGAUGAUUUCAACAAGCAACACGAGAACGAAAUUGACCAGUUUCACCCUGGAUACACCUGGCGGACUGGAAGCUUUGGCAAUUGCUCAAAGCCGUGUAACGGUGGCUCUCAAAGUAGGAUGGUCAGGUGUAGCUCGGCUAUAUCGGGCGAAGUUUCCAACGAUGACUAUUGCGAUCAGAAACAAAAACCACCAACGGUCAUUCUAUGCAAUCAACACGCCUGCCCGCGAUGGAAUACUGGUGAUUGGAGCCAGUGCGCUUCUACGUGUGGUCCGGGAUUCCAACAUCGUCAAGUACGCUGUCAAAGUGAUCGCGGCGAGAUUCUACCCGAUAAAGAAUGUUCCGAAAGUGAAAAACCUUAUCAUGUUCGGAGGUGCUUUAAGGAAGCAUGUGGAGGCGCAAAGACACAAGGAUCGCAUUCCUCGAAUAUUCCGGGAUCAGUAAGGUGGAGAGUUUCGAAGUUCACCCCCUGUUCAAAAUCGUGCGGAUAUGGUACUAAAACUCGCAGGGUGGACUGCGUAGCAAAGACUGGCACAGCCGAGGUUACGGUUGAAGACCAAAAGUGCGCAGGGCUAAAACGGCGACCCAAGUCACAGAGGCCAUGUCAGCAAAGACCAUGUGCCUUGACUUGGCAGGAGGGACCCUGGACUGAGUGUUCGGCAGAGUGUGGAAAUGGAAUGCAAAUGCGAACAGUCACUUGUCAUCGAGUCAAUAAAUAUGAAUGGAUGGAUCCGACACCCGUCAAUGGCUGUCGAAUGAGUGAAAGGCCCGCAACUGAACAAACGUGCAAGCUCCGCGAAUGCGAUGAUGAAUAUUACUGGGUGGCUGAACCAUGGAGAAAGUGCUCCGCUACUUGUGGACGUAAAGGAAAACAAGUAAGAAGGUUAUUUUGUAAACGAAAAGAUGGUACAAGGGUGAAGAAUCGCUUUUGUCCCCGUGCACUGAAGCCACUGCGUAGACGCAAGUGUAACAUACGCCGAUGCGGUCUACUUUCAUGUCUGGAAGCUAAAAAGAAAUUCAAAACAAAUCAAGAUGGCGAGUAUUUACUGAUAAUUGGUGGAAAGAACAUGUCAAUAUAUUGUCACAACAUGACCGGAGAUCAGCCCUUGGAAUACCUGACCCUUGCAUCGGGUGACCAUGAAAAUUUCGCUGAAAUAUACGACAAAAGAUUGUUAGACCCAAGAACAUGCCCAUUCAAUGGUCAGCGAAAUGACAACUGUAAGUGUGCAAAUUACACCGGCUCAACCUCAGGCCGAACAAUGUUUAGAAGAAUACGGCUCGACCCCCGAACACUUAUCGUUGAUGUUGACGACUUCACAUUUUCCUGGACAAAGGGAUCGAAACGGGUCGAGUUUGGCAAAGCCGGUGAUUGCUACAGUUCAGUACAGUGUCCACAAGGCCAAUUUAGCAUAAAUUUAGUCGGUACUCAGCUGGGUUUGUCACCUACUCUAUCCUGGGUUAGCCAAGGAUCCAUGACGUCGCGAAUCAUCAAUAAAAUAAACCAACAGAAGGUUGUGGGAAAAUGCGGAGGAUACUGUGGGUUCUGUAAAUUACAGACCGGCCUGAAGCUGGAUGUUUUACCUCCUUAGUCAAAGCGUCAAGCUUUCCGAAGACUGCAGAUGGCAUGAGUGCCAGGAUAUGCCAAUAGAAUUGGCAAUGUUGCUGCCUUUCAUCAUUGCCACACCGAGUGCCUUUAAACCUCUGGCUCUGCGCUGGGACCAUUAAAAAAACAUAGCUAUUCAACUGAGUGUGCAGCACCUCUAUUUCCGUAUUGGAAAUUGGGGGGGAAAAAAAAAUGUCAAUGACGAAA
This is a messenger RNA of Neodiprion virginianus, 7042 nucleotides long. Its product is annotated as A disintegrin and metalloproteinase with thrombospondin motifs 9-like. Gene Ontology annotation, cellular component: extracellular matrix. Gene Ontology annotation, molecular function: metalloendopeptidase activity; zinc ion binding. Gene Ontology annotation, biological process: extracellular matrix organization; proteolysis. The record is from RefSeq and is a predicted model, not a curated record. The transcript is spliced from 31 exons. Bases 1329 to 6821 code for a protein of 1830 amino acids. NCBI's taxonomy places the organism in Eukaryota, Metazoa, Arthropoda, Insecta, Hymenoptera, Diprionidae.